UUUUGCGAUCGAUCGAUUCAUGUGUGCAUUUUUGCAUGGAAUUUAGUCAUUAAAGUGAAAAAUCUAGAUGCCAUUUUGUGCUUAAGAACUGUGGAAACUGUGCAUGCAUGUGUAAAUGGAUAGCUUUACCAUGUUUACGUUUAAGUGUUACCAAUAUCUCAUCUUACUAGUACGUGUCAGAGGCGCAAUUUUUGUGGCCACUACGUUGUGAUGACUGUAGGUCACUAAAACAUCGCCAUAAUGUCAUGGGAAAUAGGACAAAUCCAAGAGUUCAUAUGUUAGAAGAGAAAAUUGUCGACAAUCUACGAUAAGAAGUUGGAUUAAAAUUUUGUCUCGUUGUACAAAUAAUCUCUUAGAUCUAUUUAUUUGUCAUAUAUCACCUAUAAGUAAGUGUAAAAUUUUACAGAUAAGUUAACAGUACAAUAAAUACGGACGCCAGCUUGUGUAGUAAUAGGCACAACAAUCUAUAUUAUAAAGCUUCUAUAUCGCAGUUAAAUCAAUUUUAAGUUCGAGCACAGGAUGCCUUAAGAUUCGAGGACACAAUACCUCAUUUUCGCAUGUCGUAAUGAGUUGGAUUUAAGUCCAUUGUUUCGUGAGUGGACUUAUUACUCAGUAUGACAGUUAUUUUUAUGAAUAUUCAAGUGACAUGAUGAUGGGAUCAGGAUAUUAUAGUUUGUAUGAUGUAGUAUAUAAUAUCCGCCAAUGUACAUGCGAGAUCAUUGAGUGACUGCACAUGAUACAAGGGUAGAAAAAUUUGCUCCAAAAGGAAUAAUCAAUACAUGAAGAAUGAAUGAAUAGUGAUAUUUCAAUUACGCACUGAUCUAAUUCAGCAUGGCUUCGCAACAGCCUCUCACACAGAAAAGUUCUAAUGUGAAAGGGGACAGUUUAGUGAUUGAUGACAAGCUCUCAGCUUCCCACAAAGCUGUGAUAAAAAAUUCAUGUAUGAAUUCAGACUCGUUCUCGCAAUUUUACACUCCUCCAGUGUUAAAAAGUUCAUGGUGGAGAAAUAAAACAAAAACUUUGAUCUUGGCAGCCUUAAAAAUAUUAGUUCCUAUUGCGUACAUCUGUUAUAUGGUUUACGCAGUGUGGUAUAGCUCUGAGCGAGCUGGGUUGCUUGCAUGGGAUAUUUUCCUCCUAAUUGUAUGGAUUUUCAUAUUUACGAAAAGACCAAGACGUCUAGUUAUUCAAGGAAAAACAGUACUCAUCAUCAAAAUCCGGUUAUUGUUAUCAAAAGGUACCUAUGUUAGAGCAAUUAUUACAACAGUCACUCUUCUUGUGAUAUUUGGAUUUCUAUGUUACGACUGGUAUCAAGAUAAACGAAAACUGGUACCUUUUGGCGGGCUACUAUUUUUCAUUCUUAUUGUGUUCAUUACGUCACGAUCUCCGUCAAAGGUACAAUGGACACCCGUUAUAUGGGGUAUAAUUCUUCAGUUUGUUUUGGGUAUGAUCAUCUUACGGUGGCCUACAGGGUAUGCAGUAUUUCAGUUUAUAGGGGAUCAAGUGACAGCCUUCCUUGCCUACACAGACAAUGGGUCCAGAUUUGUUUUUGGCGAUGAAGGAUUGAAAGACCACCCUGUAGUGUUUAAAGUUUUGCCUGUAGUUGUCUUUUUCAGCGCAAUUGUCAACAUCCUGUACUAUCUCGGUGCCAUGCAAGUAAUAAUUAAAGGUAUAGCACGUGUGCUCAGAUUUGCCAUGAAAACGACACCGAUGGAAUCGUUUGCCACAUCCGCUCAUAUAUUUGUUGGACAGGUGGAAUCGAGUAUAGCACUGAAACCGUUUAUCAAUGAUGUGUCAAGGUCAGAGUUAAACGCUAUCAUGACUGGUGGCUUUGCUACAGUUGCUGGAACAGUUAUAGGAGCUUAUAUAGAAUUUGGGGUUCCUGCCAAUCACUUAAUAGCAGCAUCGUUUAUGUCAGCUCCGGCGGCAUUAGCGGUUUCUAAACUUGGAUGGCCAGAGAAAAAGAAGGUAGAUGGAUUUAGUAUGGACAAUAUAAACAUUAACGUAGGAAAAGAAUCAAAUCUAAUGGAAGCAGCAUCUGCAGGAGCGACAUCAACCGUCAAACUUAUAGCUUAUGUAGUUGUUAACCUGAUAGCAUUCCUUGCCAUUCUAUCGUUUGUUGACGCCAUUAUUUCAUUUUAUGGUGAUAGAGUUGGUCACCCGGAAGUCAAUUUUGAGUGGCUCUGUUCAUACAUUUUCAUGCCAUUAGCUGUCAUUAUGGGAAUACCAUGGACAGAUUGCCGAGUUGUAGCCACUUUGAUUGGAAAGAAAAUUGUACUCAAUGAAUUUUUAGCGUAUAUUGACCUAGGAAAUCUAAUGAAAGAAAACAAAAUUGAGGGUCGCUCUGCAGUUAUCUCAACAUACAUAUUAUGUGGGUUUGGAAGUAUAGCAGCUAUGGGGAUAAAUCUGGGAGCAUUGAUUGCAGCUGAACCCAGAAGACGAAGAGAUUACGCUAGAGGAGUGUUCAGAGCAUUUGUUUGUGGAAAUAUUGCAUGCUUCAUGACUGCUUGCAUUGCAGGCAUGCUUUACACAGAGCCUCUUCCGGUCUUCAGUAAUUCUACAGAUUUCAACACCACAUCGAAUUCAUCGUUAUUCAAUUUGACGUCAUUAAAUUCCUCAUUAUUUAUAACAAAUCAGACGAAUACCCCUGGAGGUUCAGGUUAAGGGGUUCACAUUUUUUUUAACAUUAUUAACAUUUUAUACAACUUUAUUAUAGAUUUAUUGUUGAUACAUGUGCUAUGCUCAUCAUUGGCCACUUAAUCUCGCAAGUGAAUUCUAUACAACAGCAACAAGUCUUGCUAGAUGUUAUAUAUAAAAUUUCGGAUAUGUGGUGUUAUAUCCAAUGCACAACUAUAACAAAACCGUAGAAUGUGGACAAACCCAAAUCACCGUACAUUCUUAAACAAUGAGCAAAAAGGUAUUUACUUUUACUAAAAUCGCUAGCCAAGGGUUACAAUCAGAUCCUCCCCUCUUCACCCUUGGCGGAUUUAGACAGCAUUUGUGUAAACAGCGUUGUGUCAUCUAGCGAAAAAUAGAAGUCACGACCACUCUGAUUACACCAUACUUGACCAAUUUCAGCACUUGACUGAUUUUUAAUUCGGAGGUGUAAAAAUUGCUGGUCGAGUGUUUACAAAUUUCAUUGAAGCAGAAAUCGCUAUUAUACGUUGACAUUCCAGCUGUUGCAUGAGGAACUUAAUAUACAAAGAACUUCAAUUAGUUGAUUAAAACUUUAAAAAUAACACUGAA
Messenger RNA from Mytilus californianus (California mussel), 3243 nucleotides. RefSeq names its product solute carrier family 28 member 3-like. Gene Ontology annotation, molecular function: nucleoside:sodium symporter activity. The transcript has 11 exons. The record is from RefSeq and is a predicted model, not a curated record. Gene Ontology annotation, cellular component: membrane. The coding region runs from base 832 to 2661 and encodes 609 amino acids. Lineage: Eukaryota; Metazoa; Mollusca; Bivalvia; Mytilida; Mytilidae. Gene Ontology annotation, biological process: nucleoside transmembrane transport.